Molecule: messenger RNA, 6702 nt
Organism: Gryllus bimaculatus (two-spotted cricket)
Lineage: Eukaryota; Metazoa; Arthropoda; Insecta; Orthoptera; Gryllidae
Source: the annotation of a GenBank genome assembly
CCGUGCUUGAAUAGUGAACGGGUACGGGUCGAGGUUCCAUCCAGCACGUAGUCCGAAAUCUGUUGGCAAUGCAAAUAAAAGGAAUCAUCUGAAUGAAGAAACUGGUUUUAGACGCCAAUUAUGGACAUUUAAAAAGAAAAAUAGCCCCAAGUGUUUUACCGGCGAGUGUGAUGCAAGUGAUCACUACAUGUAUUUUCAAAACAAAUUGAAGGCGUUAUCCACUUAUCCACUCGUUUGCAAAGGGGUUUUAGGCGGAGCACCUGUGUCUCUAGAUGCCUAGCACAAAACAAAUGAACUGAAGGAUCUCUCAUUUUUAGGAGUGCUUCAAAAAUUACAAAAGUUCUUUGGAAAUUCUUAAUUAAAAAGGAACUGUUUGCUAUUGCCCUUAUACCAGCCGGCCCAGUUCAUUACAGUCCACGUGAUCAACACCGUUGUGUCAAGGCUGGGCCGGCUGCUCAAUUCCCAAGCUUCCGUUGGCAAGUAAACCAGACUACUACUAUAAGGAAUGAUGUCUUACUAAUGCAAUAGAUGCUCCGGCAACUGCGCUCUCUUCGGCGGCCAGAAGUACUACUGUAAAGUCGAAUUGAUAUUCCAAUUAAUCUGGGAGCACGGUGGCUACUGUGACGUUGAAGAAAAGCUUGGCUAGUGAUAAUGAAACAUGAGGAAAAAGCAGAGGAGACUGUCUAGAUGUCCACGUGCCUAGUUCACUACUACUGUUUUCUGAUGCUGUUUUUUUUUAUAUCAAGAACAUGUGUUUAAUAUACCGAAGUAUAGCAAGGACUUCCAGUAGAUUAAAUCACUGGCUGUUCAUUAAAAUCGAAAUUUGUCAUGCUGCUUUUUCGACUGAAUUUCAAAUUCAUUACCACAAGACGUAAGAGAAAAACAAACUGGACGUUGGUACCGGAAAUGUUUCCAAAGAGUAUCUACGCCGCCAACAAAUUUCUCACCUGUGCGAGGAAUGGGACACGGAAGUGCGGCUGGAAUCGGAACAGACUGAUAGCACCUCUUCCGAUGUCGUUCUCGACGCCAUGCGGAACAACGGGCUGCAAAAUGCGAUACGUGAAUAUUAGUGAAUGGAAAUCGCCCGCAUCCGACGCGGCUUUGCGGCGGAGCGUUUUUGCCGCGCCGCUGCCUCCGCGCGCCCCCGCGCGGCGGAUCUCCGCCACCUCUCCCCAUUAGACGGCGCUUAGCCUCUGCCGCCUCCCUGAGAGGGUUGCGCGGCGCCACGCCACGCACAGUUCACUUCCGUUUGCUCGAAAUGUGUCUGCGACGCGGAAUCCCUGGAAAACAAGAUCAAACCUGAACUCGUUAUUUCAUGACUAAGCGCUGCGGUAGGCAUGGAACUGUUUCAAGCCGACGCAAUGCUCGCAGAAGGCGUGCCUGGGCAGCGUGAUGUCGCUGCCGGGCCGCAGCUCGGGCCAGCCGCGCUCUCGCGACGAGGUGCUGCGCCACGCGCGCGACUUCCUCGACCAGUACUACAGCUCCAUCCGCAGGCUGAACAGCCCGGCGCACGCGGCGCGCUGGGACCAGGUGCAGAAGGAGGUGGAGGCGCUGGGCACGUACCAGCUGACGGAGACGGAGCUCGUGUACGGCGCCAAGCUGGCUUGGCGCAACUCCGUGCGCUGCAUCGGACGCAUCCAGUGGUCCAAGCUGCAGGUGUUCGACUGCCGCUACGUGACCACAACCAGUGGCAUGUUUGAAGCUCUGUGCAAUCACAUAAAGUACAGCACCAACAAAGGAAACAUUCGGUCAGCCAUCACGGUGUUUCCGCAGCGCACGGACGGGAAGCACGACUUUCGCGUGUGGAAUAACCAGCUCAUCUCGUUCGCCGGCUACCGGAACCCCGACGGCAGCGUGACCGGCGACCCGGGCAACGUGGAGUUCACCGAGGUGUGCCUGAAGCUGGGCUGGAAGAGCCAGCGCACCCGCUGGGACGUGCUGCCGCUCGUGCUGUCGGCGAACGGCCACGACCCGGACUACUUCGACAUCCCGCCGGAGCUGAUUCUGCGCAUCCCGCUCACCCACCCCACUUACGAGUGGUUCGAGAAACUGGGCUUGCAGUGGUACGCGCUGCCCGCCGUGUCCAAUAUGCUCUUUGACUGCGGAGGUCUGGAAUUCACAGCAGCGCCCUUCAAUGGCUGGUACAUGAGCACCGAGAUAGGCUGCCGCAACCUUUGCGACACACACCGCCUCAACAUGUUGGAGACGAUCGCAGUGCGCAUGGGGCUGGACACGCGCACCCCCGUGUCGCUUUGGAAGGACAAGGCGAUGGUGGAGGCGAACGUCGCAGUGCUGCACAGCUUCCAGAUGCGGGGCGUGACCAUCGUGGAUCACCACACGGCGUCCGAGUCGUUCAUGAAGCACUACGAGAACGAGCUGCGGCUGCGCAACGGCUGCCCGGCCGACUGGGUGUGGAUCGUCCCGCCGCUCUCGGGCUCCGCCUGCCCCGUCUUCCACCAGGAGAUGGCGCUCUACCUGCUGAAGCCCUCCUACGAGUACCAGGACCCGGCCUGGAAGACGCACGUGUGGAAGAAGGGCCGCGACUCCGGCAAGAGCAAGAAGCCGCGCCGCAAGUUCCACUUCAAGCAGAUUGCCAGAGCUGUCAAGUUCACGUCGAAGUUAUUCGGGCGCGCGCUGUCUCGUCGUAUCAAGGCCACGGUGCUCUACGCCACGGAGACCGGCAAGUCGGAGAUGUUCGCCAAGAAGCUGGGUGAGAUCUUCGGCCACGCCUUCAACUCCCAGGUGUAUUGCAUGUCGGAUUAUGACAUCAGCAGCAUUGAACAUGAAGCGCUGUUAUUGGUGGUUACAUCAACUUUCGGCAACGGAGAUCCUCCUGAGAAUGGCGAGAUGUUUGCGCAAAAUUUGUACGCAAUGAAAAUGAACCACGACAAUGUCACAGAAGGAGAUGAGAGAAUAAGCAUGGCCAGCUCCAAGUCCUUCAUCAAGGCCAACAGUCAAACGGAGCUGGCAGGGCUGCAGGCUGAGCGGCGCCUGGAUCGCUUGGACUCUCUCAAAGGCUCCGUCAGCGACAUCAUGUCAGAAGAUACCUUUGGCCCUCUCAGCAACGUCAGAUUUGCAGUAUUUGCGUUAGGCUCAAGUGCCUAUCCAAACUUCUGUGCCUUUGGCAAAUAUGUUGACAACUUACUUGGAGAACUUGGAGGAGAAAGACUCCUGAAACUAUGUCAAGGUGAUGAAAUGUGUGGUCAGGAACAGGCUUUUAGGAAGUGGGCACCUGAUUUGGCAUGUGAGACAUUCUGUUUGGAUGAUGAUGAAACGUUCCUUGAAGCAACAUUGGCCUUAAGGGCUCCUGCCUUGUCUGCAACUACAGUUCGAUUUGUUGAAGCUCAAGAAGAAAAUCUUUCAAAAGGUCUCUCUAAGUGUCAUAAUAAGAAAGUGUCAGACUGUAGGGUUAACAGGAAAGUAAAUCUCCAUGGCGAUGAUGCCAGUCGAGCAACAAUGUUACUUGAACUUAAUUGUGAGCUCGCGUAUCAUCCAGGAGACCAUGUGGGAGUAUUUCCAUGCAACCGAAAAGAAAUUGUAGAUGGCAUUUUGGAAAGACUACAAGGUUCCGAAGAUCCAGAUCAACCAGUAGAGUUACAAGUGUUGAAGGAAAAUCACACAUCAAAUGGAGUUGUUAAGACUUGGGAAACACAUGAACGGUUGCAGCCCUGCUCUUUACGAACACUUUUAACAAGAUUCUUGGAUAUUACAACACCACCUACACCUGAUCUUUUGCAACAUUUUUCAUCGAUAGCUACUGAUCCUGAAGAGCAGGAGAAGCUGCAUCACCUUGCCACAGAUCCAGCUGCUUACGAGGAUUGGCGUCACUGGCGAUAUCCCCACUUGUUGGAGGUGCUAAUGGAGUUCCCAUCUGUUCGACCUUCUGCUCCUCUACUUGUUGCACAACUGACUCCACUUCAACCACGAUUUUAUAGUAUUUCUUCUUCUCCUUAUGUCCAUCAGAAACAAAUUCAUAUUACAGUUGCAGUUGUAGUGUACAGAACAGAGGAUGGUGAAGGUCCUGUACAUUACGGAGUCUGUUCCAAUUAUCUGAGGGAUGUUAAUGUUGACGAACACAUUUAUCUGUUUGUACGAAGUGCACCAAACUUCUACCUUCCAUCUGAUGUCAGUCGCCCUGUGAUAAUGAUUGGUCCAGGGACUGGCAUAGCUCCAUUCAGGGGAUUUUGGCAGCAUCGUAAAGCUCAGCUGCAAGCUGCCCAGCCAGAAAUACUGUUUUGUCACCAGACAUAUGUGCAAGACCUCAUUCGCAAAGAAGCAGCCACUGUUUACAGAAAGUUGGUAGAUGAAGGAGGACAUUUCUACGUUUGUGGAGAUUGUACAAUGGCUGAACAUGUGUAUCAGACACUAAAACAUAUUAUUCAAGAACAUGGACAACUUUCUGAAUCUGAAGUGGAAAGUUUCAUGCUUAAAUUGAGGGACGAAAAUCGUUAUCAUGAAGAUAUUUUCGGAAUUACUCUUCGCACAGCUGAGGUUCACAAUAGAUCACGAGAGUCAGCAAGAAUUCGUAUGGCUUCUCAUUCUUAGGUAUCCAAUAAACAGUAUAUAUGAAGAUUCUUCCAUCAUCCAAAUUCUGGCAAUUUUAAAAUUCUCAAUGUGAUUUACUUGCUUUCCUCUGAAAACACUUGAACACAUCCUAUGAUUGUGCACAUUCUCUUUGAUCUAUUCUAGAUUUAUAACAACUGUUACGAUAUUAUUGAAGUACAUACUAGAUGUCAGUGUUGUUCACAUUAUAACUUUGACACUACUAACAACUUUGAAUGACUACUUUAUCCUUGAGAUAUUUUAAAAAUCUCACUUUUAUUCUAAAUUUCAAUUGACUUUUGUAUCUCAUUAAAUGACGAGUGUGUGAAUGACAUAAUUAGACAUUCUUGUUAAGUGCCUCCUUGCAUCACACAAAUUUUCUCCAUCAAGGUAAUUAAAGGGACCAUAAUCAGUCCUUGUAACAGCUUUUGUUGUCCAUUGACAGGUACCAAAUUUCAAAUUACCUUUCAGGAAACCUGGAGACUUUAACUAUGUUGUAUAAAUUAUAAAGUGGCACUUGCAAGUUCUCUGUGUCUUUGAAUUUAUAAUGCACAAAUCAGUACAAGCAUUUCCUUGAGAUAAUAUUUUUUUUAUAAUAUGCAGUAUUAUCAAAACCUGUAAUCAAUGUAAAUAUGAGGAUGGUUAACAUUACUUUAGUUUUAUUAUUGUUAUUAUUAGAAUUAUGAUAAUUAAGGUUAUUCCCAACCUAGCAAGAAAAUUGAAUUAGUAGUUAAUUUUAGUUGUAAAUACAGAUUCAAAUACAGAUUUUCCAGAAAAAAUCCUUCUGGACACAUAUUUGGUGUUAUCACCAUGAAGAUGUCUUGAAAAUUUUACGACUUUUGUACUUGAUCACCUUGAAAGUCAAUACUGUGAUAUUGCUGAUACUACACCUUCAAUAUUAGAAUAAGUGUUUACUCUUAUUCAUUCCCUGAUUUCAGGACUUCUAGAGCAAUGUCACACAAGAGCCAUUUUCUUUCCUAGUCACUCCAUGUGUUAAUUAAAUUGCUACAUUUUUAUUAUAAAUUUUUUAAAAAUGAAAAUCAUUUAUAAAUUUUGUUUUGUUAUUUCAUUUAAGUAAUAUCAAUAUAAGGUCAAUAUUAGAAAUGCUUGAUAACAUUCUGUAUGUAUGUGUGUAUGGUGUGAAUGUAUUAUUAGUAUAAAAUACAUCAUUGAGUACACCAACAUUCCUUGAAAUGCAAAAGGAAAUUUGUAUGUUCAAUGUUUGUGCAAGUUUUAGCAUAAAUGAGUGAUACUCAUCUAUUUUUAUGACUAAACAAUUAUAUAGAAGAAAAAAUAAAAUGCAUGGUCAACUGACAUAAGUUUUUCAACUCUGUAGAUUUCUUAGUACAUUAGACUGGUUAGGGGCUAUGAAUUAAAUUUCCAAUAUAACAGUCUUGGUCUUCAUGAACAUUUUCUGGGGGUAUUACAAACUCAUUCAUAUGUCUCUUUGAACCUAUUCAAGCACUCCACAAACAAUCAAAAAUGUUUGUUUUGAUUUUAAUCUUAAGAAAUGAAAACAACUGUCACUGAACUACAUGAUUUAUUUAAAAAAAAAAAAAAAAAGAAUUAUGAUAAUGGGAACUAGAAUUCAUAAAUAAGUCUCACUGCAAUUACAGCAGAGUGUGCAUGUAAUGUUUCAGUUGAAAUGAGAUUAAGGAAAAAUAUCAAUAAAAGGCAAAAUUCAAGAAAUAUUAACCCUACAUCCAGAUUCAUUCACAAUCAACAAUCAUUUUGUUCACAAUUUGUAAUUUACUGUUGUUCUUGGUAAUAUUGGAAUAAACAGGAAAUGGAUUACAUUAUACUUAUUAGUCACUGUAUGCUUCAAAAAUGCAGAGAACGUAGAAAAUAUUUUAGAAAUAUUUUAUUAAUUCCUGCUUUACAACCAGAGAUAAAUCACAUUUUAUUGACUUAUAAUUUUAAAUGCAAAAUAUUUUCAAAAUUAACAAGCAUUUUCCAAGUAAAAAGUUCUGGUGUUUGCUUUAAAUACUUGAAAGCAUUUUCAACCCCUACAAUUUUCAAUUUUUACGCUACAACUCAGUUCACAUUCUACAAUGUUUAUUUUUAAUUUAAGUGUAGUUUAUUUUAUACAAAAUAUUUACCAUUGAAGUUCCCCUUUUUUACCAUUUUCACUAACCUUUUAAAUAAUAAUACUACAAGUAA